Megachile rotundata (alfalfa leafcutting bee) is the source of this 3394-nucleotide messenger RNA. RefSeq names its product Spindle assembly abnormal 6 (gene Sas-6). Gene Ontology annotation, cellular component: centriole; centrosome. Gene Ontology annotation, biological process: centriole replication. The record is from RefSeq and is a predicted model, not a curated record. Lineage: Eukaryota; Metazoa; Arthropoda; Insecta; Hymenoptera; Megachilidae.
ACUUGAAACAUGCGUGCCUUGACUGGGCAUGUAAACUAUAGAAUUUGAAAGUUUUGAUGUAUACUUUUUUAUAAUUUAUGAAAAAUUGACAAAUGAAACGAAAAUUGAAACGCUAUAUCUAUUAUUUUAGAUCAGCCAAUGAGUCAAUAUUAACAGAUGACUGCUAAACGUGCAACCAAACGAUGAAUUAUUUAAAUAAUUCAACAAGCGGAGUGACUGGUGAUUCUGGUCUACAAUUGAGCAAUGUUGAAGUGUUAUAUUCAAAGGUGCAAAGAGUUUACAUUAAACCACAGCAUAAAGAAGAACGUCAACGUGAACUUAGAGUUAAUGUAGAAAUACAUGCAGGUCUUAGCCCUGUAUGUCGUAAGAGCUUAUGUGUUCUAUUGGCAGAUGAUGAUGACCCCUGUUUCCUUUAUUCAUUAUUCAUCACAGAAGAUGAUUUUAAAGUUUUGAAAUCUCAACAAGGAUUAUUGGUUGAUUUUGAUAACUUUGCAACACAAUUAAUAUGUUUAUUAGAACAAUCCCAGAUACUGCCAUCAAACUUAUCAAAAACCCCACCAAAGUUUUUAUUAUUAUUAGCUGAAGAAAAUGGAGAAUGGAUAUUUAAACUAGUUGAAACAAAUAAUUUUAAGCAUUUAUGUCAUUUGAGUUUAAGUAUAUCACCUGCAAGUGAUUCUGAUUUAAAAACUCAUAUGGCCAUGAAAAUCAAACAAUUAAAAGAAAACAUUCAACAACAGAAUAGAGAUGCACUCACAUUGGAAACAAGAUUGAAUGAAUUAUCAAAUAAAGUAGAAACUAAAACAAGGGAAUUAGAACAAUUAGAACAAAAAUAUAUCACAGAAAAAAAUCAAAUACAAAUAUCUUCAUCUGAACAAAUUAGUUUAGAGAAAGACAGGUUUGCAAAAGCUCGAUUAGAGUGGCAAUGUCUAAAUGAAAAAGAGAAAAUUGAAACAGAACGUAGACACACAGAAACUGUAAAACAACUUCACACUGAACUCGCAGAAUUACGCACACAAAAUUUAACAUAUAAAGAUAAAUUAUCUCUUCUUGAAGCAACAAAUAUAGAGCAGAUUAAACAAUUACAAAAUCUUGAAAAAGAACUUAAUGUUGCUCAGAGAGAUCUGAAUUCACUGAAGAAACAAAAUUCUAAGCUGGACACGGAUUAUCAUGAAAAAGAUAAAGCAGUAAACAGUUUAAAAACAAAAGUUGCUGUACUUGAGCAAGAACUAAAAGAUAAAGCUAUACUUAUUAGUAAACAUACAGAAAUGUUAAAAACGGCGAAGGAACAAAAACAACAUCUUGAAGAUUUGUUAGCUGAAAAAGAUGGCCAAUUGCAACGUAAACAAAAUUCCUUGCGAAACUUAAGCGAUGAACUAGUUAAGGCUAAUGAAAUACUAACAAAAUUGCAAAAUGAGCUUGCUUCAACUAAAUCUAAAUUGAAAUUAAGAACUAGUAUAGCUCUUGAACAAGAAAGAUUACUGGAUACUAAACAAAAGGAAGUUGGUCAACUAGAAAGUAAAAUGGAAAGCUUAAUGAAGGAAACAAAAGAUGCAAAAGCUGAAGUAGAAAACUUGAAGGAACAGAUUAAAAUUCAACAGAAUCAAUUGGAAGAGAAAGAAAAGAUAAUAAAAAAUAAUGAUAAUGUAAUUAGUUGGUUAAAUCGGCGAUUAGCAGACAAUCAGUCUCCAUUACAAAGUGUUACUACAGCAGCAGUAACUGUACCUUCUUCAAUUCAAUUAACGUUACCUAGAACAAAUAAGUUAAUUACCACUAAAUAUGAAACACGUACACCAGUGCCUAGUACAGUGCAACCAAAUACAUUUUCUGGAUUGCCAUUAAGAAAUCCAGUUAUACAAAAUCCAAACAUUAAUCAAACUACACGCAUGACAGCAAGAUCUAUGGGUGUUGGUAUUACAGAUAGUACUAUAGGCAUAUCAACAUUUAACAAAAGUGGUCAAAUCUCAAGUACUAGUACACCUUUGGAACGUAUUAAUUCUCUAAAUAAAUUACCUGGAAAUGCUGCAGGUUCUUCCUCAAUGCCUGCUAUCGCAGAGAAUAAUAACCUACCUGUACCAUCAAAUGGUACAAAAACAAAAAGUACAAGUGCUACACUGCAGGGCGGAUUAAGAAGGGGAGGUUUGUCUGACAAACCAAUUUUGCCAUCUGCAUAUUUUCCAAAAACUUUACACUGAUCAAAGUGAGUAAAAUUGCCAGUAUAUAAUAUACAAAUAUCAAAGUGGUAACAUUGUUAUAGAAAGACAUUAGAUGCAAAUAAUGUUUCAAGUUUCAUGUUGAAAUACAGUACAAACUAUAUACAGAGAAUAAUAAUAUUAGGGAGAAUACUAGGUAUUAUAACUUAAAGAUAUCUUUAUAAGUUUAUGUGCAUGUAUUAUAUAAAAAUAAUGCAUAUACAUAAGAUUUUACAUUUCAGUUUUAAGUAUUAUAAAUACAUAAGAGUUACAUAAAAAUUAUAUCGAUUUGUACUUUUGCACGUAAUUUGUACCUGUGUCGAUUAUAUUAGUAUUCAUAAAAAAACUGGAUAUUGCAGAAAAUCAAGAAAAAGGAUUAUGCAUUAGUAAUUACAAGCACAUGACAGUUUGUCAGUAUUGUAUCAAUUAUAAUGCUUUUACUAUUUUAAACUCUGUAAUAUGUAUUAUAACUUAACUAUUUUAUAGCUCAAAAGAACAAAAUGCUAUGUAAGCAUACUUAAUAUUUUUUCACAAGCUGAACGAAUUAAAAGUAAUUCGUAAAUGUGAAGUUAUAAAAAUACAUUUUAUGUUUUAAAUAAGUACCUGGUGAAAUUUCAAUUAUAGAGAUUAAAGACUAUAUAAAUAUUAUACUUGUUAUAAAUCUUGUGAAACUUUUAAUCUUUGGCUAUAACAAAUAAAUAGUUAGGGUUGAGGAAAUUAAAGUGCCUUAUUAAUACAAGUUAGACUAGAAAAGUUCAUCUCACUUAUUUUAAAUUUAUACUUAGCAAAAUUCGUUAAAUUGUGUUGUUUUUAUAGAAUUAAUAUAUUUUUUAAAUCUGAAAUGUAACAAAAAACUACAUGAACAUUAGCAAAUUAUAAUAAAUAUGACAAGUAGAUAGUAAUUUGUGUAUGCGAAUGUUGUAUAAAGUGCAUUUUACUUGACUAAUACAACAUAUAAUAGUUUUACUAUAGAACUUCGAUAUCUAUGAUUGGUGUGCACGCAUUCGCGUAUUAAAGAGAGUUUCAAACUAGAAAUUUAUCUACCAGAAAAAUAUCGAAGUUCUACUGUACUUCUGGCAUUUUUGUUUAAUAUUAUUUAAUAAUGAAAUCAAACUAAUGCAAACAAAUUUUGGAUUAAAAAUAAUACACGAUAAAAUGUUGAUUUUCCGAAAAUAUAUCAAAUUAGUGAAAUGCAACAAUUUAAU